AUGACGAGUUUAAACAAAAGCGAGACGCAGAACAUCUCUGCCGCCGAAGAAAAGGUUCCAAGUAAUCUUCCGCAAUGGACGAAAGGCAACUAUGAAAUUAACUGGGUGGCCGUCGCCGUUUUGGCUCUACCUCCCACGAUGGUUUUUGCGGCCAUUUUGGCGGGUAUUCCCCUGCUUCCAAAGACUUUUGCGGUAGCAGCAUUUUUCUAUGUGUUCAACGGCAUGAUUGGUAUUACACUUGGUUACCACCGCCUUUUUUCGCAUCGAAGCUUUGUUGCGCACCCGAUACUUCAGUGGAUUUGCGUAUUUGCUGGUGCGGGUGCUUUUGAAGGCUCUGCCAAGUGGUGGGGCCGCAAUCAUCGCAUCCACCAUCGCUACGUGGACACCCCUAAAGAUCCAUACGAUGCCACUCGUGGGUUUUUUUUUUCCCAUAUGGGCUGGAUGGUCAUGAAGCAAAAUUAUGGCCUCCUUGGGAAAGUUGACGUGUCGGAUUUUAAGUACAACAUCAUAAUUCAGUUUCAGCAUCGCUACUUCUUCAGAAUUGCUAUGUUGUCCGGUAUUAUUCUCCCAACGCUGAUUUGCGGCCUUGGUUGGGGCGAUUGGCUCGGUGGGUACUUCUAUGCAGGGCUCGCGAAGGUGGUGUUUGUGCACCAUUGUACCUUUUUCAUCAACAGCCUGGCCCACACGAGCUUUUUUGGUGCGGUGCAGAAUUACUCGGACCGUAACACCUCUCAUGACUCCAUGGUCUGUGCACUCUUGACGUUCGGGGAGGGGUACCACAACUUUCACCACGAGUUUGCGCAAGACUAUCGUAACGGCAUCAAAUGGUAUCAUUUUGAUCCGACCAAGUGGACCAUCCGCCUGUGUGAAUGGCUGAGGAUGGCCUCGCAUCUCAUGCGCACACCCAACGAAGUGAUUGAAAGGAACGUGAAGAAUCUCCAAUACAAGGGGGUUCGCAGACAGAUGGAACUUCUCGAGAAGCGAUUAGGGGAGCUUGAGCUCCCCACAACUGUGGAAUAUACGUGGGAGGAUGUUGCAAAAUAUGUGCAGCAGGGCCAAAAACUGAUCGUGAUUGGGGACAACGUUAUUGAUCUGGAGAAGUCCGUUCCAACGGGCUCCGGCUACACGCACUCCAAUGAAAAAAUUGUUUGGUAUGAAGCACACCCGGGAGGGAAGAAGAUGUUGGAUAUUUAUGUGGGCAAGGACGCUACGGAGGCAUUCCAAGGAGGAAUAUACAAGCAUUCUUUGGGUGCCGAGAGCCUGAUUCCUCACCUGCGUGUCGCCAAAUUGAAGCGUAAGUGA
This is a messenger RNA of Trypanosoma cruzi, 1302 nucleotides long. RefSeq names its product fatty acid desaturase, putative. Gene Ontology annotation, biological process: unsaturated fatty acid biosynthetic process. Bases 1 to 1302 code for a protein of 433 amino acids. The transcript has a single exon. Gene Ontology annotation, molecular function: stearoyl-CoA 9-desaturase activity; iron ion binding. Gene Ontology annotation, cellular component: endoplasmic reticulum membrane. NCBI's taxonomy places the organism in Eukaryota, Euglenozoa, Kinetoplastea, Trypanosomatida, Trypanosomatidae. The record is from RefSeq and is a predicted model, not a curated record.